This is a messenger RNA of Mytilus californianus (California mussel), 1735 nucleotides long. RefSeq names its product myogenesis-regulating glycosidase-like. Gene Ontology annotation, molecular function: hydrolase activity, hydrolyzing O-glycosyl compounds. Gene Ontology annotation, biological process: carbohydrate metabolic process. Bases 1 to 1686 code for a protein of 561 amino acids. Lineage: Eukaryota; Metazoa; Mollusca; Bivalvia; Mytilida; Mytilidae. The record is from RefSeq and is a predicted model, not a curated record. The transcript is spliced from 2 exons.
AUGCCGAAGGGAGCGAAAUUUGAACUGCCAUUGGAAAAUGAGGAGUGCUAUGAUGUAUAUUGGAGGACGUAUUCUUGCUCUGAUCAAAUACUAUUAGAUUGUUUCGAUUUAGAUGGUGCGCACUGGUAUGGUGGCUACGAGGACUGGAACCAGUUCUGGCCCAUGGAACAGACGUCAUUGAAUCUCUCAGCUUUCGUUGCUAAUGAUUCAUACGCCAAGCGUAUUGGUGGUGUACAGGAACGUUAUUUCAUCAAUACACACGGAAUAGGGAUAAACAUUAGUAGCGAUGUUCCGCUUUAUAUUAGUAUCAACCAAACGUUUGAUAAGAAAAUCUGCCUAAUGGCUAAAUAUGAAAAGUAUCCAUAUACAAACAUUAAAGGGGGUUAUCCUCACUUGUCUUACAAAAUUUGUGUCGCCGAUAACGUUCGAAAGAUUCAUGAUUUCAUGUCGGCUUCAUUUUCUAAACCAUCAGAUAUACCAGAUAGAAAAUUAUUUAAGUAUCCGAUUUGGUCAACAUGGGCCCAGUACCAUAAAGAUAUAAAUCAAACAACUGUGAUGGAGUUUGCUUCAAAUAUUCUAAAUUAUAAUUUUUCGCAUUCACAAGUAGAAAUAGAUGAUGACUGGACUCCGAAAUAUGGUGAUAUGGUUUUUAAUGUCAACAAAUUUCCUAAUGCAACUGAAAUGGUUAAACAACUAAAUGCUAUGGGAUUUAGAGUAACUAUUUGGGUCCAUCCAUUCUUCAAUAUUGAUUCAUUAACAUUUCAAGAAGCAGCAUCUAAAUUCUUUCUGGUAAGACAAUAUGAUUCAUUACUGCCGGCUCUUGUUUCAUGGUGGGAUGGGAAUGCAGCGGGGAUUUUAGAUGUUUCAAAUAAUGAUGCAGUGCAGUGGUUUAUUGAUAAAUUACAAUUUUUACAGAAAACAUACAAUUUAAGUUCGUUCAAAUUUGAUGCAGGCGAAACAAACUGGCUGCCAAAUAUUUUCGAAACCACAUAUGACAGUCCGAAUUUCUAUCCAACUAAAUGGGCCGAGUUAGCAUAUGCCUCUGAUACUGGUGUUCGCCAUCAAGAAGUUCGAGUUGGUGUCAGCACACAACAUUUACCAGUAUUUGUACGCAUGCUUGAUAAAAAUUCGAACUGGGAAAAUAAAAAUGGAUUAAAAACGCUGAUCAAUACUGCAUUGGCAUUCGGCUUACUUGGAUAUCCAUUCGUAUUGCCUGAUAUGAUAGGAGGAAAUGCAUAUGAAGGAAAUAAGCCAGACCGUGAGUUAUUUAUUAGGUGGUUAGAGGCUACUGCACUACUUCCGGCCAUGCAGUUUUCUAUUGUACCAUGGCAGUACGACGAUGAAGUUGUCAAUAUAUCCCGAAAAUUUGUGAAGUUGCACGAAGAAUAUUCCGAUCUUAUAAUUGAACUGGCGGAAGAAUCUGUUCAGACCGGUGCUCCUAUUAUUCGCCCGUUAUGGUGGAUAGCCCCGUUAGAUAAAGAGUGCCAAACAAUUGACUCCGAAUUUUUGCUUGGAAAUAACACACUUGUAGCACCUGUGUUAGACAAGGGGGCAAGUUCAAGAGAUAUAUAUUUACCUCUAGGCAGAUGGAGGGCGUUAUUAGACGGACGGGUUAUUAAUGGCCCUCAAUAUUUGCGUAAUUAUAAUGUCAAACUUGAUGAACUACCCAUAUUCACUCGUAUAUGAUGACAAUUUAAUCAUUUUGAAAAGACUUUAACUUGUUAAGUGCUUUAUA